This is a messenger RNA of Camellia sinensis, 447 nucleotides long. NCBI's taxonomy places the organism in Eukaryota, Viridiplantae, Streptophyta, Magnoliopsida, Ericales, Theaceae. The record is from RefSeq and is a predicted model, not a curated record.
AUGGUUCCACAAUCUGCUAUUUACAAGGGCGUGAAUUAUGGGUCUAAUGGCAAUGUACCUAAGAACAAUUUCAAGAACCAUGGUGAUGGUGGUAAUGCUGCCAUUGAUGAGUUCAUGAAUUACAAAGAGAAAUUGAAUGUUGGUGACGAUUCAUUUCAAUUGUACGUGAAGAAUUCGAAUUCAGGGACUGUGAAAUUUAAGAGCUACGGACAAUUGCUCAAUGAAGGCACAGACAAGUUCAAUGGGUAUGGAAAAGGCGGGUCGGGUCAAGAAAUUGGGUUCGAAACUUACGGAGUCAACAAUACAUUCACAAAUUAUGAUAAGAAAAAGGGUGUCUUGUUUGCUAGAUAUCUCAAUGAGAGCUUUGCUAGAUCUUCAAUGGCGAGCAGUGCCAAAUUCAUAAAUAGAUGGGUGGAGCUGGGUAAAUUUUUCAGGUGUGUGGAAUAG